AUGUUUGCAGCUCAUUCUAUAGCAAUUUGGUUGUACGUGGAGCAUGACGUAGCAGAAAAGAAGCCAACCAAUGAGAGCGUAACACAGCUCGGACGCUCAACGCUAACGCACGAGUGUGCGACGCGGUUCGAUCGACCAUUUGCGAGGGGAGGUGACGAGGAGGACGGUACGUCGUGGAUUUGGGUAUUUCUGGGUAUUUGGCGAAUUUUCAAGAUGGCACUACUGAGGUUAUUUAAUUCUGCUCUGCUUUUCAAUUCAUUCUUAUUGUUGCUAUUGCCAACAGCAAGUACCGAUGGUAAUGUGAUAAAGUUCACAGAUGCUGAUUUCAAGGAAGGAAUCAAAUCAUAUGAUGUAUUACUUGUGAAAUUUUAUGCACCAUGGUGUGGACAUUGCAAAAAGCUGGCUCCGGAAUUUGAAAAGGCGGCAACAAAACUUUUGCAGAAUGAUCCACCCAUUCAUUUAGCGGAGGUCGACUGCAAAGAGGAAAAGAAAAUUUGUGACGAAUUCAGUAUUAGUGGCUUUCCAACUUUAAAAAUUUUCCGUAAGGGUGAGCUAGCUCAGGAUUAUGAUGGUCCACGAGUUGCAGAUGGUAUUGUGAAGUAUAUGCGAGGACAAGCAGGUCCAUCAGCCACAGAAAUUAACACAGUACAAGAAUUCGAAAAAAUGCGGGAAGCAGACGAUAUUACGAUUUGUGGAUUUUUCGAAGGAGACAGCAAGUUGAAGGACUCGUUCUUAAAAGUUGCAGAUACAGAAAGAGAUCGUUUCAAUGAUAUUGUUGCGUAUCAACCAAAGAAGUUUCACAAUAAAUUUGAACCGGAUGGAUUCAAAUACGAUGGGAAUUACGAUACAGACAAAAUCAAAGAAUUUCUUCUACAUGAAACGAAUGGACUUGUUGGUAUACGAACUUCCGAAAAUCGGUAUCAGUUUGAUCAACUUCCAAUGUUUGUUGUAUACAGCAAGAUUGACUAUGACUUGGAUCCAAAAGGGUCUAAUUAUUGGCGGAAUCGCGUUCUUAUAGUUGCAAAGGAUUAUAGAAGGAAAGCAUAUUUUGCUAUAAGUAACAAGGACGAUUUCUCCUUUGACCUUGAUGAAUUUGGUUUAGCUAAUCGUAAAGAUACUAAACCACUUGUUGCUGCACGUAGUAAGAAGGGCAAAUUCUUCAUGAAGGAAGAGUUCAGUGUGGAGAAUUUAAGAAAAUUUGUCGACGAUGUUGUUAAUGAUAGGUUAGAGCCUCACAUGAAAAGCGAAGAACCACCUGAAGAACAGGGUGAUGUUAAGGUUGUUGUUGCUAAAACAUUCCAAGAAAUGGUAAUUGAUGUGAAGAAAGAUGUCUUGAUCGAAUUCUAUGCUCCAUGGUGUGGACAUUGCAAGGCACUCGCACCGAAAUAUGAUGAAUUAGGCCAAAAAUUAUCCGGCGAAUCAGGCGUUGUCAUUGCGAAAAUGGAUGCAACGGCAAAUGACGUACCACCGCCAUUCGAAGUGCAAGGAUUUCCAACUCUUUAUUGGGUACCGAAGAAUAGGAAGAAUAAACCAGAACCGUAUUCUGGCGGUCGGGAAGUGGAUGAUUUUAUCAAAUAUAUUGCGAAGCAUGCAACGGAAGAAUUGAAGGGAUACAAGAGAGAUGGAAAACCGAAGAAGAAGAAGGAAGAAUUGUAA
Molecule: messenger RNA, 1656 nt
Organism: Acanthocheilonema viteae
Lineage: Eukaryota; Metazoa; Nematoda; Chromadorea; Rhabditida; Onchocercidae
Source: the annotation of a GenBank genome assembly